AUGAAAUUACUUGCUUUUUGUUUAAUUAUUAUUGCUAAUGUGAGUAAUAAUGGAAAAGCGUCAAUUGAAAGGAUUGUGCCGGCAACGACGAACGUUCUUCUGUCAGACACAACGAGAAACUCAGACAAAUCGUGCUAUCGACCUUGCAAGUUCAACGUGAAACCGAGACGAUGUGAAUAUAAUUUCAAAAUAGAGCCAUCAUUGGAAGCGGACGGAAAACCGGCCUUGGUUAUUAACGCUAUGACCCCUGGACCACCAAUUCACGUUUGUGUGAACGAUAUAGUUAUUGUAAAGGUGCAGAAUAAAGUUCCAGGUCAAGAUAUAACUUUACAUUGGCAUGGUGUAGAGCAAAAAGGGACUCCAUACAUGGACGGUGUGCCAAUGGUGACGCAAUGUCCCAUAGGGUUUGGAUCAACUUAUGAAUAUGCUUUUAUCGCAUCAUCACCGGGAACAUUCUUCUAUCAUGCCGAUUCAGUUUCUCAACAAAGCGACGGUGUUUAUGGUUCUUUAAUUGUGGAUCAACCCCAACCGUUGGAACCACAUUCGUCGCUGUAUGAUUUUGAUAAAAGCAAGGAUCAUACAAUUCUACUGGGUGCAAGAUUUUCGGAACUGUUGACUGGAAAUUUAAAUGGAAAACACCUGCGACCGGAUUCUCUUCUUGUUAAUGGCGAUGAAAAGAGUUCCAAGAUAUUUGUUAUUCCGGGGUAUGCAUACAGGCUGCGAUUAAUCAACGCCGUAGCAGUUGAAUGCCCUUUAGCCGUUGACAUAGAACAGCACGAUAUGGUCGUAAUUGCAAGUGACAGUAAACCUGUAAGGCCAGUAUCGACUAAUAAGGUGCUGCUAUAUCCAGGGGAGCGUAUGGAUGUAGUUGUGAACGCAGCACGCGAAAGUGGUGGAUACUGGGUAAACGUUCACGGACUAGGCAUUUGUGAAGGCUUGAUCGCCCAUGGAAUGUUCUUGUACUCCGGGUUCAAUUACACAUCUUUAUUACAACAAGGCCCGACGCUGAGCAGUAUCGAACUUUUAAAUAGUGAAACGAUCAUACAAGGUCAACAUUUGUUAUCUCUUCAGGACCAAACAUAUAACAAAGAUGUUAAAAUAAUAUAUUUAGGCAUUGACAGACACGUCGUUCCGUUUAAAGAUAACGACAACGAUUAUCGAUAUAUCAGCGAUGGCGUGCCUAAGAAAAACUUUUAUCCCGCUGCAGUAUCAUUGCAAGACUAUGGAGUGGUACAAAUUAAUAAUAAAAAUUUCCUGUAUCCGAAUGGGUUGUAUUUACUCAAGCCACAAAAUGUGAAUCCAGAUGCGGCUUGUAAUGUUGGCGAGGAAGCAAAUCACAAACAGCUCCAGUGUUUACAGCUUUUGAAAAUACGUGACCAACAAGUCGUGGAACUGGCUUUAGUUAACGAAGGUUUUGGUAGUAACGAUUCAUAUACGUUUCAUAUACAUGGAUAUUCUGCUCAAGUAGUAGCUACGGGACGAACUUCUAAUGGGAAACCUAUUUCUAAAAGAGAUUUUUCCUUCCUUGAUAAAAAUGGUAAAAUAGAAAGAAAUAUACAAAACCCGCCACUGAAAGACACAAUCGUCGUUCCAAACAAAGGAUAUACAAUUAUAAGGUUAAAACCUGAUGAAGGUGGAAGUUGGAUGCUCGAGUGUAGGUCUUGCAGUUUCUUCUCGUUACCAGCAGCUAUACUCAUUGACGUCCCUCAAAAAAUUCCAAAAGCAGUCAUUGAUGUUUUACCGAAAUGCGGGAGCUACAGACCUGUUGAUGUGCUUUUGAACUGA
Molecule: messenger RNA, 1785 nt
Organism: Parnassius apollo (apollo)
Lineage: Eukaryota; Metazoa; Arthropoda; Insecta; Lepidoptera; Papilionidae
Source: the annotation of a GenBank genome assembly